Corticium candelabrum is the source of this 1105-nucleotide messenger RNA. RefSeq names its product serine/threonine-protein phosphatase 6 catalytic subunit-like. The coding region runs from base 14 to 946 and encodes 310 amino acids. Lineage: Eukaryota; Metazoa; Porifera; Homoscleromorpha; Homosclerophorida; Plakinidae. Gene Ontology annotation, molecular function: protein serine/threonine phosphatase activity. Gene Ontology annotation, cellular component: cytoplasm. The transcript has 10 exons. The record is from RefSeq and is a predicted model, not a curated record. Gene Ontology annotation, biological process: G1/S transition of mitotic cell cycle.
CUCGCUCAACGCAAUGCCGUCGAAGAUUAGCGAAUCAGACUUGGAUUAUUGGAUCGAAAUUACGUCGAAAUGUGGAUGUCUCGACGAGAACGAUUUGAAGAAACUCUGCGAUUACGUGUGCGACUUGUUGCUUGAGGAGUCAAACGUACAGCCCGUUCAAACGCCGGUGACCGUGUGUGGCGAUAUUCACGGGCAGUUCUACGACCUCGAAGAGUUGUUCCGUACCGGUGGGAACAUUCCAGAUACGAACUACAUCUUCAUGGGCGACUUCGUCGACCGCGGAUAUUACAGUCUAGAGACAUUCACGAGGCUUUUGACGCUGAAAGCCAAGUAUUCAUCAAGAAUCACUUUACUGAGAGGCAACCACGAGAGUAGGCAGAUCACACAAGUUUAUGGAUUUUAUGACGAAUGUCAGCAGAAGUAUGGCAAUGCUAAUGCCUGGCGUUAUUGCUGUCGAGUCUUCGACUUUUUGACAGUUGCUGCUAUAAUUGAUGAGGAAAUCCUGUGUGUCCAUGGUGGGCUGUCUCCAGACAUUCGCACUGUUGAUCAGAUACGAACUAUUGAUAGAGCAAUGGAAAUACCACAUCAAGGAGCAUUCUGUGAUCUCGUUUGGUCUGAUCCUGAAGAUGUCGAGACGUGGGCUGUCAGUCCUAGGGGAGCAGGAUGGCUGUUUGGAGCAAAAGUCACAUACGAGUUUAUGCACAUCAACAAUUUGUCAUUGAUCUGUCGAGCCCACCAGCUUGUCCACGAAGGAUACAAGUAUAUGUUCAACGAGAAGCUCGUCACCGUCUGGUCGGCACCCAACUAUUGCUAUCGCUGUGGUAACGUUGCCUCCAUACUCGAAUUUCAAGGAGACAACACUCAUGGCGAGGCGAAGAUUUUCAAAGCCGUUCCCGACUCUGAGAGGGUCAUACCUAAACGUACGACGACGCCAUACUUUCUGUAGGGACUUGGCAUCUGUGUAUAGUUGGUAGGGAUUUUUUAUUGGUGGCGGUUGGGUGAGUAAGUAUUUUGAGCGAUUGAAUGGUUAAUUGUUGUAUAGGGGAUUUGUCGAGGGUUGUACACAUACUCUAUGAAUAAAUGUGUUGUGAGAGACGUUGAUUGA